Messenger RNA from Chrysochloris asiatica (Cape golden mole), 1581 nucleotides. RefSeq names its product Usher syndrome 1G (autosomal recessive) (gene USH1G). The record is from RefSeq and is a predicted model, not a curated record. Gene Ontology annotation, biological process: sensory perception of light stimulus; equilibrioception; sensory perception of sound. NCBI's taxonomy places the organism in Eukaryota, Metazoa, Chordata, Mammalia, Afrosoricida, Chrysochloridae. Gene Ontology annotation, molecular function: protein binding. Bases 196 to 1581 code for a protein of 461 amino acids. The transcript has 2 exons.
AGCGGCUCAGAUGUCCGUUAGCUGUGGCUCUGGCGCUCCGCACCCUCUGUCUGCGGCAGCGGGGGCUGGCGGCUCCGGCCCCUGCCUGGCCCCCAGCCCCAGCCCCAGCCCCAUGCCCCAGCCCUGACCCCGUCGCCCUCCCCCGCGGAGGGCCUCGCCCCGUGCCCCCUGCCCGCCCCGUCCAAGCCGGGCACCAUGAACGACCAGUACCACCGGGCGGCCCGGGACGGCUACCUGGAGCUCCUCAAGGAGGCCACCCGGAAGGAACUAAACUCCCCCGACGAGGAUGGCAUGACUCCCACCCUCUGGGCUGCCUACCACGGCAACCUGGAGUCGCUGCGCCUCAUCGUGAGCCGCGGGGGCGACCCGGACAAGUGUGACAUCUGGGGCAACACGCCCCUGCACCUGGCAGCCUCCAAUGGCCACCUCCAUUGCCUGUCCUUCCUGGUGUCCUUCGGAGCCAACAUCUGGUGCCUGGACAACGACUAUCACACGCCGCUGGACAUGGGCGCCAUGAAGGGCCACAUGGAGUGUGUGCGCUACCUGGAUUCCAUCGCAGCCAAGCAGAGCAGCCUCAAUCCCAAACUGGUGGGCAAACUCAAGGAUAAGGCCUUCCGCGAGGCGGAGCGGCGCAUCCGCGACUGCGCCAAGAUGCAGCGCAAACACCAUGAGCGCAUGGAGCGGCGCUACAGACGCGAGUUGGCUGAGCGCUCUGACACGCUCAGCUUCUCCAGCCUCACCUCCAGCACUCUGAGCCGCCGACUACAGCACCUGGCGCUGAGCAGCCACCUGCCCUACUCGCAGGCCACGCUGCACGGCACAGCCCGGGGCAAGACCAAGAUCCAGCGCAAGCUGGAGCGGCGCAAGCAAGGCGGCGAGGGCACCUUCAAGAUUUCUGAGGACGGCCGCAAGAGCGUGCGCUCCCUCUCGGGCCUACAGCUGGGCAGUGAUGUGAUGUUUGUGCGCCAAGGCACCUACGCCAACCCCAAGGAGUGGGGCCGUUCCCCGCUCCGGGACAUGUUCCUCUCCGACGAGGAUAGCCUCUCCCGUGCCACGCUGGCAGCCGAGCCAGCCCACUCGGAGGUCAGCACUGACUCGGGCCACGACUCCCUGUUUACACGACCUGGCCUGGGCACCAUGGUGUUCCGAAGGAACUACUUGAGCAGCGGUCUGCAGGGUCUGGGCCGCGAGGAUGGGGGCCUGGACGGGGCUGGCACGCCGCGGGCUCGGCUGCAGAGUUCCCCGAGCCUGGACGAUGACAGCUUGGGCAGUGCCAACAGCCUGCAGGAGCGUAGCUGCGCGGAAGAGCUGCCUUGGGAUGAGGUGGACUUGGGCCUGGACGAGGACUUGGAGCCUGAGACCAGCCCACUGGAGACCUUCCUGGCCUCCUUACACAUGGAGGACUUCACCGCCCUCCUGCGGCAGGAGAAGAUUGACUUGGAGGCGCUGAUGCUCUGCUCAGACCUGGAUCUGCGCAGCAUCAGUAUUCCGCUGGGGCCACGCAAGAAAAUCAUGGGAGCCUUGCGGAGACGGCGCCAGGCGCUGGAGCGCCCACCUGCCCUGGACGACACUGAGCUGUGA